AUGUUCCCAAUACGACGCGCCAAUUCGAAUUUGCGACUUACCUUUAACUCAUCAAUAAAUGAAUGUGUUCAUCUUUCAGCUAGAGUUCAAUUUUGUGCUAGUGUCCUCUAUCCUUCUUUCAUCUUAUUUGAAGUUACAGACAGAUAUCCUAACACCUUAACUUUCAUCUGGUUGCAGAUAUGGGUUUAUGGGAACAGCUUCGAGUCAUUUCUUGUUGCUGUGGUUGUUCCAGACAGAAAGGCCUUGGAAGACUGGGCUACUGAGCAUAAUUUGACCGAUGAUUACAAAUCAUUGUGUCAAAACCUGAAGGCAAGGAAAUAUAUAUGCGAUGAGCUCAAUAGUACGGGUCAGAAACAGCAAGGUUUGAGUUGUUAAAAGCAGUUCAUUUGGAACCAAGGCCCAGUUUGAGACAGCUGUGCUGUGAGAAGAAUUGCUUCCGGAACUGCUGUAAGAAGAAUUGCUUCUAGAAUUACUGUAAGAGGAAUUAGCUGAGAUGUUUA
Messenger RNA from Fragaria vesca subsp. vesca, 500 nucleotides. Its product is annotated as long chain acyl-CoA synthetase 2-like. NCBI's taxonomy places the organism in Eukaryota, Viridiplantae, Streptophyta, Magnoliopsida, Rosales, Rosaceae. The record is from RefSeq and is a predicted model, not a curated record. The transcript has 4 exons. The coding region runs from base 1 to 375 and encodes 124 amino acids.